CCCGGCCGCGCCGUUUAGCUUUAUACUGCAAGCCAAUACAAUCAUUUUAAGUUACUUUAACUAGAAUGGAAAAGUAUGAAAAACUAGCUAAGAUUGGAGAGGGGUCCUAUGGAGUUGUAUUCAAAUGCCGAAACAAAGCCUCUGGACAAGUAGUAGCUAUCAAAAAAUUUGUGGAAUCUGAAGAUGAUCCUGUUGUUAAGAAAAUAGCACUAAGAGAAAUACGUAUGUUGAAGCAAUUAAAACACCCAAACCUUGUGAACCUCAUUGAGGUAUUUAGGAGAAAAAAGAAAAUGCAUUUAGUUUUUGAAUACUGUGAUCACACGCUUUUAAAUGAGCUGGAAAGGAACCCAAAUGGAGUUGCUGAUGGAGUGAUCAAAAGUGUAUUAUGGCAAACACUUCAGGCUCUUAAUUUCUGUCAUAAACAUAAUUGUAUUCACAGAGAUGUCAAACCUGAAAACAUUCUAAUAACUAAACAAGGAAUAAUCAAGAUCUGUGACUUUGGGUUUGCACGGAUUCUGAUUCCAGGAGAUGCCUACACUGAUUACGUUGCCACCAGGUGGUACCGAGCCCCUGAACUCCUGGUGGGAGAUACGAAAUAUGGCUCCUCAGUCGACAUAUGGGCUAUCGGUUGUGUUUUUGCGGAGCUCCUGACAGGCCAACCACUCUGGCCUGGAAAAUCAGAUGUGGACCAGCUUUAUCUGAUAAUCAGAACUUUGGGAAAACUAAUCCCACGGCAUCAAUCUAUCUUUAAAAGUAACCAGUUUUUCCAUGGCAUCAGUAUACCUGAACCAGAAGACAUGGAAACACUUGAGGAAAAGUUCUCAAAUGUCCAUCCUGUGGUUUUGGAUUUUAUGAAGGGAUGUCUGAAGAUGAAUCCGGAUGACAGACUAACCUGUGCACAGCUUCUGGAAAGCAGCUACUUUGAUUCCUUCCAAGAGGAUCAAAUGAAAAGAAAAGCACGUAACGAGGGAAGAAACAGAAGGCGUCAGCAGAAUCAACUGUUGCCUCUCAUACCAGGAAGCCACAUCUCCCCCACACCUGAUGGAAGAAAACAAGUCCUCCCGUUAAAAUUUGAUCAUCUUCCAAACAUUUAGGAAAAAACAUUCUUUCAAGUGCAAAGUCAUUUAAUGUGUACAUAUUUUUGUACAAGGGAGAUAGGAAUUCUCAGUGUUUCAAAUGCAAAUGAGCCAUGUGAAAAUUAAGAUGCCUUCUAGAAUUGUUUUGCUCUGAUCAUUGCUAAGUCCUUUCCCUGUGCUUUUUACAUGCCAACUUUAUCUUUCAGAACAUUUUCUUUAAAUGUUAUCAGGCCUGAAACUGCACAUAUGGAGGAGACAUUUUCAAUUUCAUCAGAGCAGCCCCUCCUUACACAAUAUAUAUUAAGAAUUUGUGGGCUUAUACUUACUUUAACUUAGGGAAAAGAUUUACAUGGAUCAUCAUCUUACCUCAGCUGACCACAUAAGAUCUGAAAGCAAUAUCGAAUCUCUCUAACUGCUGUUUGUGUAGGGCGUGACAUUAUGUUCCCACAUUGUAUCUGGACUGUUGAGCAUUGCUGGCAUUUUAUUCCAUGUUGCUAUAAUGAUGGAGGAAGGGAAACAUAAAGGUCAUCUAGGUUUAUCCCUUAAUUCCAGAGCAAAACUCUACUUUCUUUGUCUCAUGAGACAUUAGUGAUUCUAUUUUUAAAGACUGCUAGAGAAAAUUACAUACAAAAUCCAUACAUAGCAAAUAGUAGAAAAACAGCAUG
This is a messenger RNA of Dipodomys spectabilis (banner-tailed kangaroo rat), 1741 nucleotides long. RefSeq names its product cyclin dependent kinase like 4 (gene Cdkl4). Gene Ontology annotation, molecular function: ATP binding; cyclin-dependent protein serine/threonine kinase activity. Bases 66 to 1094 code for a protein of 342 amino acids. The transcript is spliced from 10 exons. Gene Ontology annotation, biological process: protein phosphorylation. Lineage: Eukaryota; Metazoa; Chordata; Mammalia; Rodentia; Heteromyidae. Gene Ontology annotation, cellular component: nucleus. The record is from RefSeq and is a predicted model, not a curated record.